GCCGAUGACGUUGAUAACAAAGUGUGCUACAGUGGAGUCUUCGACUUCACAACAAACAACAAACGGAACAACAAGUUGGAACGACUAAUACCAACAACAGAUGGCAUCUAGUAGUUGUGAAAACAACGUUACAGACACAAGUAUCAUUGAUUUGUCAGACAUUGUAGAUGUCACCGUUAACGAUGUUGAAUGUCGUGGUGGUGCUGUCGUAGAAGGCGCGUGCGGUGGUGAUGCUGGUGAUGGACGUAGAUCAGAAGACGAUCUCGCGUCUCACAUUGAUGGAGACGAGUCCGGCAGUGGAGAUGCGGAACAACAGGACAAACAGGAGACACCAAAAGAUAAUACUCUUCGUCAGAAGAUAGCUGCAGCAGUGGAUAUACUGACACAAGCAGCUGAGAGAGAGAAGAAAUCAGACUUACCAGAGUCCUUCAGACUCUACAAGGAGGGAAUUCACAUUCUGCAUGAUGCGUCUAAGGAAAUAGAAAUUGGCAAGAAGGGAAAUAUAAAAGCUUUAUUGGACACUAAGAUACGAGUCUUAUUGACCAAAGCAGAACAUUUAAAGGACAAAAUCAAAGGAGAAAGAGAAGCUGGUGAGGCUCCUCAGUCGUCAGGAGUCACAGAUGAAGUCACACAAAGGAGGGAAUACUUGGCAGGGUUCAUACAAGAUCCAAAUGAAAAAGUGAACAAGUCCAGUAUUGUUGGACAAGAAGAUGCUUUAAAUUGGCUCAUGGAAAAACUCGUUCUGCCUUACAAAUUUCCUAGAUUAUUUGAGCGUUAUCGGAUGCCAAGGCAUCUGCUGAUUUUUGGGCAUCCAGGGACGGGGAAAACAAUGGCACUGAGAGCUUGUGCCUCUAUGAUUCCGGAAGUUACUUUCUUCAAGUUGUCUGUAUACGAUUUCAUGACCAAGUCCGCACCUGAUGAAGAACGGAAUGUUCAAGAACUCUUCAGGAUGGCAAGUGAGAAAAAGGACAGUGUCAUCAUCAUUGAGGAUUUUGAAAGGAUAUAUCAUUCAGACGACCGAUUGAGGCGCAUUCACUGUGAGCUGAUGGUGCAGAUGGAGUCUCAGCCACGUGAGACGAUGGUUGUGUGUAUCACACAAACUCCCUGGCAUCUUCAGUCAUCAUUAAGGAGAAGGCUUUACAUGAGGUGUUACUUUCACCUGCCAACAAAAGAAGAACGGAUUAAUAUUUUGAAAGCCCAACUGGAGGAAACUAACCACAAGCUGACUUAUGAAGACUUUGACAAGAUAGGGAACCGAACUACAUCAGUUGGAGGACACCGCUUCACACAGGCUGACAUGGUUGUAUUGAGCAGGGACAUCAUAAUGCAGAUGAUUCGCCGAAUUCAAAAAGCAGAGUAUUUCAGAAAGAUGACACACCCAGUGACUAAGAUUGAAGAUUACUGGAUGCCAUGUCACCAUGAUGAUGAAGGAGCUGUACAGAUGAAUUGGAUGGACGUGGAUGCCAAGAAAUUGUUGGAGCCGGACAUUGAAAUGAGCGAUGUUCUUCUCGCCCUGGCAAGCACAAUGGGAACAGCUGAUCCAGAUAGAGAAAGAAAUAUGUUUGAGUGGCGGAGCACGUACACUGAAAUCUGAUAAACAUUUGGAAUCAGCAGACCAGACAGAACUAUUCAAGCCUUGGAAGCCUGUGCUUCAGUGUAUUUCUCUGUAUUUAACAAGGUGAAUAGUGAUCCUGUAAAUACCAUUUACCACAGGUAAAUACUCAGGACUACAGGCAGUACUGUCACAUGUUGACUACACUGGUGAUCAGAUGGUCACAGUGGUCCCCACUAUGGAUGUGAUGCACAAGUCAGGGACUACUAAAAUCUGCAGUUGUUGCAGAUCGAGUUUGUCAUCCUACCUAAGGGAUGUAGAUGCUCACACCUUCAACAACUUGUGCCUCUUUCUUCACUGGUGGUAGCACUUUGAUAUCACUGCAACUCAAAACCUUUGUACCAGUUAUAUGGAUGUAAUGCACAGCUACUUCUGACAAUUGUUGCGGAUUGAGUUUAUCAUCCUACCUGGGUGAUGUAGAUGCUCACGGCCCGACCUCUUGUAAGCCUCUUUCUUCACUGGUGGUAACACUUUGAUAUUUCACUGCAACUCAAAACCUUGUACGCUCAGUUGGCCCAAGUACUAGUAUCUGGAUGUGAUGCUCAGCAACUUCUGACAGUUGUUGUAAGUUGUUGCGGAUUAAUUUUAUCAUCCUACCUGGAUGAUGUAGAUUCUCACACCUUCGACCACUUUUAAGCCUCUUCCCUGAUGGUAACACUGUGAGAUAUCACUGCAACAUGAAACCUUGUUUGGUGAUGUGUUGUUGAUGUAGGUGCUCACACCAUCGACCACUUUUAAGCCUCUUCCCAGAUGGUAACACUGUGAGAUAUCACUGCAACAUGAAACCUUGUUUGGUGAUGUGUUGUUGAUGUAGGUGCUCACACCAUCGACCACUUUUAUGCCUCUUCCCUGAUGGCAACACUGUGAGAUAUCACUGCAACAUGAAACCUUGUUUGGUGAUGUGUUGUUGAUGUAGGUGCUCACACCAUCGACCACUUUUAUGCCUCUUCCCUGAUGGUAACACUGUGAGAUAUCACUGCAACAUGAAACCUCGUUUGGUGAUGUGUUGUUGAUGUAGCUCACACCUUCGACCACUUUUAUGCCUCUUCCCUG
Messenger RNA from Haliotis rubra (blacklip abalone), 2665 nucleotides. Its product is annotated as vacuolar protein sorting-associated protein 4A-like. The coding region runs from base 101 to 1594 and encodes 497 amino acids. The record is from RefSeq and is a predicted model, not a curated record. Lineage: Eukaryota; Metazoa; Mollusca; Gastropoda; Lepetellida; Haliotidae. Gene Ontology annotation, biological process: vacuole organization; endosomal transport. The transcript has 12 exons. Gene Ontology annotation, molecular function: ATP hydrolysis activity; ATP binding.